AUGGCGCCCUUCAAGUUCAAUUUCGACCUCGGUCACCGCACUUGCGACAGCCGCGCUGCGGACGCUCCUUCCGUGCCCGCGCCUUUGCGAGACCUGCCGCCUGCUCGGGAAGAGUUUCCCCGACAGCCGCGCUGCAGCGUGGACCAAGUGCAGAUAUCACCCGAGGUGUUCUUGCUCAAGGGCAAUGUUACCUCGGAGGCCGCGUCAGUCCUGACGGACUGCCAGGAAAUCGCCCGCAGCGACCUUGUUCCCGGCGUGUAUGAGGGGGGUUUCAAGCUGUGGGAAGGUGCCACCGACUUGUGCAAGUACCUGUGCGAGGAAUGGCAAUAUGGAUGUGAACUAAUGGAUACACAAGAGGAGUUUUCCCAGCCAUUGAAGGGCAAGCUGGUUCUGGAACUGGGCUGCGGACAUGGCUUGCCAGGGACCGUUGCACUCUUGGCAGGUGCUGAGGUGCAUUUCCAGGACUUCAAUUCGGAGGUGCUGCAUGCGCUCACGUCGGUGACUGUUGCUGCAAACCAAGGAACUCUACCAGAAAGUAGCCAGAGGGCAAAGGUCAGAUAUUUCUCUGGCGAUUUCAGACAGAUUCCAGAGAAGCUGAUCAAAGAAGGCCUUGGGGGUAAAUAUGACAUCAUAUUGACAUCAGAAACACUGUACUGCGAGGACACUCAGUACCCACUGAUGGAGGCCAUCAGACAAUGUUUGAAGCCGUCAGGAGGGAUUGCAUACAUUGCCUCAAAAACACACUAUUUUGGAGUUGGUGGAGGCACUGGAAGGUUCAAAGAAAUGGUUGAAAACAGUGGUGUUAUGGAGUGCAAAACAGUGUGGAAAGCUAGCGACGGUGUCUCCAAUCAACGAGAGAUCUUGACGCUGACAUUCCCUGGUGGCAGCCUCCCUGGUGGUGGCUAA
Ostreobium quekettii is the source of this 906-nucleotide messenger RNA. The record is from the annotation of a GenBank genome assembly. Lineage: Eukaryota; Viridiplantae; Chlorophyta; Ulvophyceae; Bryopsidales; Ostreobiaceae.